AAUGACUUUCUGGCAUUUGACACAUAGAUGACAGCCACUGUCUGUCACUACAUACAACAUCAGUCCGUUGCCGAAAUGGCUGAGUUGUUGUUUGUGCCGUUCAAAAAAGCAUCGGAGGUAGAUAUUGUAAAACCAUUAAGAAAUUUAAUCCAUUCGACGUACAAUACGGGGGAGCAUCAUGAAGAUUACACUGAAGCUCUAAACGAGUUAAGUCGGCUGAGAGCUAGCGCGAUUUGGAAAAUAUUUGAGAAGUCCUCUCUAGAUAUUGUCUACAGCUACUAUGACCAGCUGGCGUCCCUGGAGAGCAAGAUCCCGCCGCAGGAGGUGCAGAUCCCUUUUAAGUGGAAAGAUGCCUUUGACAAAGGGUCACUAUUUGGAGGUCGGAUGAGCCUGACAAUUAGCUCUCUUGCAUAUGAGCGCAUGUGUACACUGUUCAACAUAGCUGCGAUGCAGAGUGUGAUUGCCUCCCAGCAGCUGCCGGACAGUGAGGACUCCUUGAAGACUGCAGCAAAACUAUUUCAGCAAGCUGCCGGUAUUUUUGCAUACCUGAAAGGCAACAUAAUGAUGGCAGUCCACCAGGAGACCACACCGGACCUCAACCCUGAGACUCUGGACGCCCUCAGCAAGCUCAUGCUGGCACAAGCCCAGGAAGUCAUUGCCUUCAAGAGCAUUCGGGACGGCAUGAAGGAGGGCAUGGUGGCCAAGGUGUGCUCACAGGCGGAAGAGCUGUACACGGACGCCGUGCGCGCCAUGCAGAAGGAGCAGCUCAAGCCGCUGUGGGACCGCGAGUGGAUGCCCAUCGUGACCGCCAAGCAGACGGCGUUCCGCGGGCUCACGCAGCUGUACCAGAGCUACGUGUGUAACGCCAACAAGGCGGUGGGCGAGGAGAUCGCGCGCCUGCAGCUGGCUGAAGAGCUGCUGCGGCGCGCCGCGGGCCGCGUGGUGCAGAGCGGCUUCCUGCUGGAGCAGGCGGGCCGCGCCGCGCGCGCGCUGGCCGCCGCCGUCAAGGACAACGACUUCAUCUACCACGAGCGCGUGCCCGACGCCGCGCAGCUGGAGCCCGUCCCGCGCGCGCCCGUGGCCAAGCCGCUGCCGCCGCCCGAGCGCUGGGCCGCCGACAAGGACCUGUUCGCCGCGCUCGUGCCCGUGGCCGUGCACCAGGCGCUGCAGACGGCCGCCGCGCGCCGCGCAGACCUCGUGUCCGCCGAGAUCAACAAGCUGCGCGACGCCACGCAGCUGCUCAACAGCGUGCUGGCGUCGCUCAACCUGCCCGCCUGCCUGGAGAGCGGCGCCAACGGCGGCGAGCUGCCGCCCUCCAUCCGCGCCAAGGCCACGGCCGUGAGGGCCGCCGGCGGCCUGCCCGAGCUGGAGCGCCUCAUGGCCGAGCUGCCCGAGCUGCUGCAGCGCAACAAAGACAUCCUGGACGAGGCGGAGCGCAUGCUGCGAGAGGAGGCGGAGGCGGACGGAGCCCUGCGGCAGCAAUUCGGCUCGCGGUGGACCCGCACCGAGUCCGCCAAACUCACCGAGGCGUUCCGCGCCAACGCGGACAAGUACCGCCAGAUCAUCGACAACGCCGUGCGUGCAGACAACAUCGUGCAGCAGAAGUUUGCUCAGCACCGCGAAAAUAUCGAACUGCUCAGCGGCAGCGAGGGCGACAUGACGGCCGGCGUGCCCGACGGGCCCGACACGGGCGACACGACAGACGCGGGCGGGUCCGCGGCCGUGACGCGCCUGCGCGAGCUCAUGGCCGACGUGGAGUCGGUGAAGGCCGAGCGCGACGCCAUCGAGGCCGAGCUCAAGGACGCCACCGUGGACCUGCGGCCCGCCUUCCUGAGCGCGCUGGCGGCCGACGGCUGCGUGGACGAGCCCGCGCUGUCGGCGGGCGCGCUGGGCGCGCUGCUGGCGCCGCUGCAGCGCCGCGCGGGCGACACGCUGGCGCGCCAGGAGCGCCUGCUGGCCGCGCUGCAGGCGGCGCACGCGGCGCUGCCCGCCGCCGCCGCCCGCCCCGCGCGCGCGCAGGCGCUGGCGCGACUGGCCGCCGCCGCCGACGCCUUCCAGGAGCUCACCGCCAACCUCAACGAGGGCAUCAAGUUCUACAACGACCUGACGCAGUUGCUGGUGGCGUUCCAGAACAAGGUGUCGGACUUCUGCUUCGCGCGCAAGACGGAGAAGGACGAGCUGCUGAAGGACCUGACGCAGGAGGCGGCCCGCGGCAGCGUGAGGCCCGCGCCUGCGCCGCCGCAGCAUCACGCCACCGAGCCGGCAGCAGUGGCGCGGCGCGAGCCCCCGGCGCGUCCCCCGCCACCCGCGGGCGCGGGCCCCGCCGCCGCGCCGGGCCCCGCGGCCGCCGCACUGCCGUACCCCACGCAGCCGCAAGGCAUGCCGCUGCCGCUGGGCGCGGGCUACCCGUACUACGCGGCGCCGAUGCCCGCGCUGUACAACCCGUACGCCACGCUGCCGUACCCGCACCACGCGCGCCUGCCGCCGGCCGCGCCCUACCAGCCCUACCAGUACCCGGCCGCGGGCCCGCACGCGCCGCCGCCGCCGCCCGCCGGCUACAACCCCUACCCGCCGCAGUAGCCGCCCCGCGCCACCCCUCACUGUUUAUCUAUUGAAUUUCUAAUAAUAAUCCCCGUCGACGCAGACGACUAUAAUUGUUUAUGAAGAAAAUGUAUAAAUGUUGAUGAUUCGAUCAUUUUAUUGAAAGUUGCGGGAGAAUAGCUAUAAAUAAGAGUACGCUCGGCCGCGCCGUGAUGCCUGCUAGAGCUCACGGGGAGUCGGGCCGCACGCUGGUGCUUGUAAGAAUAAAUCUAAUUGCAUAUAUCAACAACCUCAUAAUUAUGUCAAAAUAUUUGUUAUUUUUCAUGCAAUAAAAUGUAGAAGAAUAUUAUUUUAUUAAUAAA
Trichoplusia ni (cabbage looper) is the source of this 2903-nucleotide messenger RNA. RefSeq names its product programmed cell death 6-interacting protein (gene ALiX). Bases 28 to 2580 code for a protein of 850 amino acids. The record is from RefSeq and is a predicted model, not a curated record. Gene Ontology annotation, cellular component: endosome. Gene Ontology annotation, biological process: mitotic cytokinesis. The transcript has 10 exons. Gene Ontology annotation, molecular function: protein binding. NCBI's taxonomy places the organism in Eukaryota, Metazoa, Arthropoda, Insecta, Lepidoptera, Noctuidae.